This is a messenger RNA of Cylas formicarius (sweet potato weevil), 2883 nucleotides long. RefSeq names its product sorting nexin-14-like. Gene Ontology annotation, cellular component: late endosome. Gene Ontology annotation, molecular function: phosphatidylinositol binding. The transcript has 12 exons. Bases 143 to 2842 code for a protein of 899 amino acids. The record is from RefSeq and is a predicted model, not a curated record. Gene Ontology annotation, biological process: autophagosome maturation. Lineage: Eukaryota; Metazoa; Arthropoda; Insecta; Coleoptera; Brentidae.
AAUAUUCAAUCAUUGUCCACGGUCGCAGUGUUCUUAAUAAUUCGGAAGCCAGUUCAACGACAGUUCAGCAGAACGAAAUUUGAGAUGGGUUAUCUUAGUCUGUGGUUUGUUUGGGUCAUCUGUCAUCGCAAAAUGAUGCAAAAUGAUUUGGGGUGGUUUCGCGGAAAUAAUCGGGCGCAUUGCGAGCGACAAUCACGUUAGAUUGUCGUGUUGCGCCAUCGUUUCGCUUUGUUUGAUUUCGAGCGCUUUUUUCAGUCCGCUGUCCGGGAUUCUAGUUUUCUCGUCUUAUGCGCUGGGCUACGCGGUUUCCUACGCGAUCGUCGAGUAUCAGGACGUGUUAUCAUGGUACACGGAGAAGCUGAUUACGUUCUACAACGCCAAAUUUUUGGCGAGAAAGACUUUAAGGCACUCGUGCAGCGUGUGCGACGAUUUAACGUGCAAGCGGCACCGGGCGGGCAAAAACGCAAUGCCCUGGAAAAAUUUACGCAUCAGCGGCGAUUUGAACACGGCCGUGCAACACCUCUACGAACGGAUCCUGGACGACUUCGUCGCGUCCUGGUACCAACAGUUCACGGACAACGUGGACUUUUUGAAUGAAUUACGUCACUGCCUGCGCUACGCAAGCGCCAACGUCAUCAACCGAUUAUUGAGCACGGACAUUGCCGAUGUAAUCGCGACCAAAUUGGCGCCGCAGGCGGUCAGACACGUUGACGACUACCUGUACAUGCAACAGAUCGCGAAACUGAAGCACGUCAGUUUCGACGAGGUGGUGGUCGAAUAUUUGGGCAAAAAUUUACACGUCGCCACUACCAACCGCGAAAGUGAGCUGGCGUAUUUGCGCGGCUUGAGCGCGGAAUUGCUCAAAUAUGUUCUGCCCGAGUCUUACGUCAAUUGCAGGAACUGCUGCGUUUUGCUGCGGGAGAUCGUCUCCGGCUGGGUUUUGCUGCCCAUGAUGGACGUGCUGGCGGACCCGAACGCGAUCAACGCACUGGUAAUUUUGGCGGCAAAUUAUAAAUCGCAGAGGGGCGGGUUCGCGUCGCCGCCGGGAAAACCGGUAGAAUUUUUGGAAAAUUUCGUGCGAUUCGACGCUACCAAAAGGUCUCCGUUUUCCGUGAGCCUCGGCAAGAUCAAAAACAGUACCGACCUCCUUUACGCGUUCAUGCAGUUCCUCAAAAAACACGACCAAGUGCACCUACUCCAGUUCUGCAUGGACGUCGACGACUUCAACAACAAACUACUGACGCCCGAUCUCUCCAAGAAGGAGCUCGAAGCGCUGCACCGCCAGGCGGCGCACCUCUUCAAAGAGUACCUUGACCCGGACGGCCUCAACUUUGUGGGCUGCCCGACGGACAUUUGCGUCGAGUACAGCGACCUAAUCAAAGAUAUAUACAGCGUGGCGCAAUUGAGGACGUCGAAACCGCUCUUCCAGGCGUACGAUUUCGCGUUCAACGAACUCGAAACCGUGUGGCUGCCUCAAUUUUUCCACUGCAACGAGUUUUACAACUGCAUCUGCGGAUCGAAAGUGACGGCGACGUACAAGAAGACGCCCGCCAAGUCUUCGGGCGGCGUCGGCUCGCCCGCGAAGGACAAGAACAGGAAGUACCUCGAGCAUACGACAUACGGGGCAGUUUCGAAACUGAGUAGUGGCAUCGGCAAGAUCAGGGGGGUGUUAAAAACUGCUCAGACCUUGGACGGCGCCGUGGAGCCGUCCGAGACUCGGGACGACGGUUCCGUUGCCGAGGACGUUGCCUUGGGCGAGAAUUUGAUCCGAGACUUGAACUCGUGGAGGGUGACCAUCCCGUCGUACCAGACCAUCCCCGCGACGAAGAUCACAUAUUUCUGUGUCAGCGUGCAAAAGUCGGGCGACGUCGCCGACGGUUGGAUCGUGUGGCGUCGCGACCAAGACUUCUACACGCUGAAAGCGAAACUGGUGGAGUUCCACGGGGAGACGGAGAUCUGCGAGUCGCCGCUGCCCUCGAGGAAGGCCGGCUCGGCCGUCGAGUCCCGGAUGCUCAAGUACGAGCGAUUCGUCGCCGGAUUGCUGGGCAAACGUAGCCUCAGGGGUAGCGACCUGCUUUACACGUUCCUCACCGCAGAGGAGGAUUUUUCGGCAACUAUUGCGACGCUAGCGCCCUCCGCGCAGGAUAUCGGCAACAUUUACCAGUCGGUCGCGCAGAGGCUGCGCAAAGAGAAGGGUCAAAACUUGGAGGCGUUCGUGGCGACGUUCGUGGGCUCCGUGACCAGGCAAAAUCCCAACAAGGUGGAUGUCGCGGAAGACGGCUCCGAGCUCGACGCCGGCCGUCCCGACGCCCUGCCGCGGACGUACGUGAGUCGCGCGUUCGGCGACAACUUCGGGCUGGGGCGCGGCCCCAGCAACGAGCCGUCCUGCAGCUCCGUCAACCCGGUCGCGUUCACCGAGUGCCUAUUUUAUUUACUGCGUAACAUCUUCAAAGUGCCGACUGGCGCAUUGAAAAUAUACGUGGCGGUUUGCGCCGUCGCCCAGCCCGUCGUCGAUUUCGUCGUCAAACUACUGAUCGAUCGAAAAGUCAGGUCCGGACUCAGCCAGGCUAACCUCGCGGUCCUCGUCGGCCUGCUCGAAGAGGUUAUAUUCGACGGUGCGCGCGCGCCUCUGACCGCAGAAGAGGCGGAGCUUAGGAAAAAAACGGCAUUCCGCGACGUGAAAUUUUGCCCCGGGUUUUUGGACCGCGUCUCGGGCGGCGAAGUCAACCGGGGUCUCGCCGCUCUGCUCGAGGUGCUCCAAGAGCCCCACUACAACAAGCAGCUCGCGUACAACUUGCUGGACAUCGUCGUCGUCGAGGUGUUUUCCGAGCUGGCGCAGUAGGCCGCGUCCCGAUUUUUUUUUUGUUUCAAUAAAUGCUCUUU